Messenger RNA from Panicum virgatum (switchgrass), 2745 nucleotides. Its product is annotated as ABC transporter B family member 25, mitochondrial-like. Gene Ontology annotation, cellular component: mitochondrial inner membrane. The record is from RefSeq and is a predicted model, not a curated record. Lineage: Eukaryota; Viridiplantae; Streptophyta; Magnoliopsida; Poales; Poaceae. The transcript has 20 exons. Gene Ontology annotation, molecular function: ATP hydrolysis activity; ATP binding; ABC-type transporter activity. The coding region runs from base 165 to 2384 and encodes 739 amino acids. Gene Ontology annotation, biological process: intracellular iron ion homeostasis; transmembrane transport.
GCCAAAAGAAAAGACUGCCAAAAGAAAAGGAGUACUCGUAGAUGGGAAUUUGGGAAGAAAAGACCCUACUCUCUCACAGGGGGAGUCCACCUCCCCCUCCACGCUUCUCCCGCUGACCCUACCCAACACGGCCACCGCCGCCGCCGCCGCGGCCGGCAAGCGCCAUGCGGCCUUCCUCGCGCAUACUCGCGGCGGGCCACCUCCACCGCGGCUUCCGGCUUGAACCAUCCCAGACCGCCGCCGCCGCCGCCGCCGCCGUAUUCCGGCGGCUGAACGGAGCCAGCAGGCCGGGCGUGCCGAAACCUCUCACCAACCCUCUCCUCGGAGGCUUCGGACCCAACUGUGGCAUCCCGCCCGGGAAAGGGGGCCUUUUUGGCCGCCUCGGCAGCUUCCUGCCCGACUCUGCCUACCCGCCGCACGGCGCGCGGCUUCCCCGGGACACGAGAGGACAUGCAUUCUCCACAUCUGCAAAUGCUGUGACAGUUGGAAAGCCGGAUAAUGACAAGGUGAAGAAAGAUGCUUCAAAAAAGGAUGUUGAUGAGCAGAUAGCAGAUUCUCAGAUACUGAAAAACCUUGGGAAGUACUUAUUAUUGAAUGACAGCCCUGACUUCCGCUUCAGGCUUGUGUUGUCGCUGGGCCUAUUAGUUGGUGCAAAGGUUAUUAAUGUUCAAGUGCCUUUCUUGUUUAAGCUUGCUAUCGAUUGGCUUGCAGCCCUUGGUGGUGCUGAAGCCUCACUUGCAUCGUUCACGGAAACUAAUGCCACCCUAUUGGCUCUCUUUGCAAGCCCAGCAGCUGUGCUGGUUGGUUAUGGAAUUGCACGAUCAGGAGUGUCGGCGUGUACAGAGCUUCGAAAUGCUGUAUUUUCUAAAGUGACCUUGAGAGCCAUCCGUUCAGUAUCCAGAAUGGUAUUUUCUCACUUGCAUGAGCUUGAUCUUCGUUAUCAUCUAAGCCGACAAACUGGUGCUCUAAAUCGCAUAAUUGAUCGAGGCAGCCGUGCAAUAAAUUACAUUCUGACAGUGAUGGUAUUCAAUGUUGUGCCUACAAUACUAGAGAUUGGUAUGGUCUCAAGCAUACUUGCGUACAAGUUUGGUUCCACUUUUGCUUGGAUUACUUCUGUUUCAGUUGCUACUUAUAUUGCUUUCACUUUGGCUGUCACACAGUGGCGGACUAAAUUCAGGACAGCCAUGAAUAAAGCUGAUAAUGCUUCCAGUACAGUGGCAGUUGACUCUCUUCUGAAUUAUGAGACUGUGAAGUACUUCAACAAUGAACAAUUUGAAGUUGAGAAGUACGACAAAUAUUUAAGAAAAUAUGAGGAUGCUGCAUUGAAGACCCAAAGUAGCCUUGCCUACCUGAAUUUUGGUCAAAAUGUUAUCUUUAGCUCGGCUUUAUCAACAGCAAUGGUUUUGAGCUCAUAUGGAGUAAUGAGUGGUGCUCUUACUGUUGGUGAUUUGGUCAUGGUUAAUGGACUUUUAUUCCAGCUCUCAUUGCCUCUAAAUUUCCUUGGGAGUGUGUAUCGAGAAUCUAGACAAAGCCUGAUUGACAUGAAGUCUAUGUUUCAGUUGCUUGAUGAAAAACCUGGAAUAAAGGAUGAGCCUCAUGCACAACCUUUGCAGUUCAAGGGAGGAUGCAUUGAAUUCGAAAAUGUUCAUUUUGGGUAUGUACCAGAAAGGAAGAUUCUUGAUGGUGCUACUUUCACUGUACCUGCAGGACAGAGCGUGGCCAUUGUAGGAACUAGUGGCAGCGGGAAAUCAACCAUUCUUAGACUUCUGUUCAGAUUUUUCGAAUCAACAUCAGGAUCUAUACGGAUUGAUGGGCAAGAUAUCCGAGGAGUAACACUAGAGAGCCUUAGAAAAUGUCUUGGUGUUAUGCCUCAGGACACUGUACUUUUUAAUGACACGAUUAAGCAUAAUAUACAGUAUGGGCGGUUAUCAGCAAAAGACGAGGAGGUCUAUGAUGCUGCCCGACGUGCUGCUAUUCAUGAUACAAUUAUGAACUUCCCAGACAAGUAUGACACAGUAGUAGGAGAACGAGGAUUGAAGCUAAGUGGUGGGGAGAAACAACGAGUGUCAAUAGCUCGUGUAUUCUUGAAGGAGCCCUCAAUUCUAUUAUGUGAUGAAGCAACAAGUGCUCUUGAUAGUACUACUGAAGCCUCCAUUUUGAAUUCUCUGAAAUCUUUAUCCGUUGAUCGAACAUCAAUCUUUAUUGCUCAUCGACUCACGACUGCAAUGCAGUGUGAUCAGAUAAUUGUUUUGGAGAAUGGGAAGGUAAUAGAACAAGGACCUCAUGAUGUUCUUCUGUCAAAGGGUGGGCGAUACGCAGAAUUGUGGUUUCAGCAGAACAACAGUGAUGCCAUUGACCCUGCUGCAGUUAACCUAGAGGUUUGAUUGACAUUGUAUACUUUUCCCUUCUGCAAGGGAAAACAGUCUUGUAACUGAGAGGGGAGCAGGUUUCAACUUAUCUGCGCCUUGUAAAUGGAGUAGGAUUUUAGAUAUGCGGGGACAUAAGGAGAGAGAGAUCUCCAUUCCAAGAUAGCCUGGGCGAUUCUUUUUCCCCUUUGAGAUUAUAUAGACAAUCCCAUCUGUUUUUUUCAUGGCAAUGUAACAAUUCUGUAGCACAAGGAAUAAGUUUAGUAAAUAUUUACUUGUCUCAGCUCAAUUACCAUUUUGGUAUAGAUGCUGUUACUGUGUACACGUAUUUCUUGCUACUACAACUUACGUGCACAAAAAGAAUAUGAUUUCCUGUAAA